UGAUAUACUGAUGCACUAUUAUAACCUCAACACUGACUUUGCUUACACAGGUGAAACCAUAAUGCACACACUCUUGUCUGCCUCAGCAGAAUGAGCUCACACACUGCUGAGUUUGAAUAGGGCCGUUUGGCUUUAGGCACGCUGGGCCCCCUGUGGUCCACUGCACUGGAUGCUGCCUUAUGGUUUGUCAGUUUUUUUCCCUGAUCAUAUUGUUUUAUCAAACCUAUAAGAAUGCAUGUGAAUGUGUCUUUGGAUGUGCCAUGUUUCCCAGUUGUCCUGGCUUUGUGCUCCGUAGAGGUGAGUGUUUCCUGGCUGUGUGCAAGCGCCGGUGAGUGACUGUCCUGCAGGCCCUGGAGUACCAUGCAGCCCUGCCCUGAGCUCGGUGUGUGCCAUGUGCUUAUGCUGGUGCUGUGUCUGUGUGCGGCUGAGGAUUUUGACUGGACAAAGAACGACCACGGCUCCUUCUAUUACGGCACUUUUCCAACUGGAUUUUCGUGGGGUGCAGGCAGUUCAGCCUAUCAAACAGAAGGAGCCUGGAACAAAGAUGGAAAAGGUCUGAGCAUCUGGGAUGUGUUCACUCACAAAAAAGGCAAAAUUCAACAGAAUGAUACCGGAGAUUCCUCCUGUGAAGGCUACUACAAAAUCAAGGAUGAUGUAUCGCUGAUGAAGGAGCUGAAGCUUAACCACUACCGUUUCUCCAUCUCCUGGCCUAGGCUCAUCCCCACUGGCAUAAAGACUGACCACAUAAAUGAGAAGGGAAUACAGUUCUACAACGAGCUCAUUGACCAUCUGCUGGAGAACAGGAUCACUCCCAUUGUCACGCUGUAUCACUGGGAUCUCCCGCAGGUGUUACAAGAAAAGUAUGGCGGGUGGCAGAACAUAAGCAUGGUCAAUCAUUUCAAUGAAUUUGCUAACCUGUGCUUUGAAAAAUUUGGCAAUCAGGUGAAAUACUGGAUCACUUUCAACAAUCCAUGGUCUGUCGCUGUUGAAGGUUAUGAAACAGGUGAGCAUGCUCCUGGGCUGAAACUGAGAGGAACCGGGGCUUACAGAGCAGCUCAUCACAUAAUCAAGGCACAUGCUAAAGCUUGGCAUACUUAUGAUACGCAGUGGAAGGCCAAACAAAAAGGUCUGAUCGGCAUCUCUCUGUCCGGGGACUGGGGAGAGCCGGUGGACAUCAGCAACCAGAAAGACAUUGAGGCGGCAGAGAGAUAUCUCCAGUUUAACAUAGGCUGGUUUGCUACACCCAUCUUUCAUGGCGACUACCCUCAAGUGAUGAAAGACUUCAUCGGCAAGAAGAGUGUCCAACAGGGCCUGGGGACAUCUCGGCUGCCCAUGUUUUCCCCCCAAGAAAAGAGUUAUAUCAAGGGCACCUGUGACUUUCUAGGUGUUGGGCAUUUCACCACACGCUACAUCACCCAAAAGAAUAACCCACUGGGCCGUAGCAGCAGCAGCUACUUCAGUGAUCGGGACCUAGCGGAGCUCGUAGACCCGCGGUGGCCUGACCCUGGGUCUGAGUGGCUCUACUCUGUGCCAUGGGGUUUUAGACGCCUGCUCAAUUUUAUCAAGACACAGUAUGGAAACCCAAUGAUUUAUGUGACGGAGAACGGAGUCUCGGAGAAGAUGUUUUGCACAGAGCUGUGUGAUGACUGGAGAAUACAGUAUUAUAAAGACUACAUCAACGAGAUGCUCAAAGCAAUCAGAGACGGAGUAGAUGUGAAGGGCUAUACAGCGUGGUCACUGUUGGACAAGUUUGAGUGGGAUGAAGGCUACUCUGAGAGGUUUGGCUUGUACUACGUGGACUUCAACAACAAAAACAAGCCUCGCUAUCCAAAGGCUUCUGUUCAGUUCUACAAACGCAUCAUAAGCUCCAAUGGGUUUCCCAACCAGAGAGAGGUUGAGAACUGGAGGCGGAAGGCCACAGAGACGUGCUCGUCUAGCAACCAGCUCCUUGCUGCAGCUAGAAGAAAAUCCAAGGAAAGUGCAGAAUUGCCAAAGGUGUGGCCAGUGCAUGAUGAAGUUUAGAACUUAAGGGUACAUGUCUUCUGUUAACAUGGUUACACGGCUUCAAAUGUGACUAACAGUGCUGAGUUUCUGCAUUUUAGCACUAAUCCCUUAUAUUAUGGAUCUAAAACUACCUUGUUUAGUGUCCAGUUACUUUACACUUGUAUAAUGUGUAAUUUAUAACUACAAACAGCCUUUAUGACAUCACAGCAGCAAUCAGUGUAAAGCUUCUUAACCAGUGGGGAUAUUUCGCACAGCAAGAUCAUGAAAUUUCUUUUUAAAUAACAGAACCUUUGCCACUGCUUUGUCAUAUAACACUGAAUGGAAUUUAUUGAAAUUAUUACAUUUCAGUUUUUACCACUGACUCAAAAUUAAAAACAUUACCAAAUUCAGAAUUAUAAAGUCUGAAGCAUUAAUGCUGCUAUCUGGAAUAUCCCCCGGUACCUGCCUGUAGUUCUCAAAGGGUUACAGUGCUGUCA
This is a messenger RNA of Thalassophryne amazonica, 2480 nucleotides long. It is a transcript of the gene lctlb, whose product is annotated as lactase-like b. Lineage: Eukaryota; Metazoa; Chordata; Actinopteri; Batrachoidiformes; Batrachoididae. The transcript has 13 exons. Gene Ontology annotation, molecular function: beta-glucosidase activity. The record is from RefSeq and is a predicted model, not a curated record. Gene Ontology annotation, biological process: carbohydrate metabolic process. Bases 361 to 2022 code for a protein of 553 amino acids.